AUGGCUGGUAUCAUUGCCAUUUACGGUCUGGUUGUUGCUGUCCUGAUCUCCAACGAUCUUACCCAGGGCAUGGCUCUCUACACUAGUUUCAUCCAGCUUGGUGCUGGUCUCGCUGUCGGUCUUGCCGGUCUCGCUGCCGGUUUCGCUAUCGGUAUCGUUGGUGAUGCUGGUGUCCGUGGUACCGCACAACAACCCAGACUCUUCGUCGGAAUGAUUCUUAUUCUCAUUUUCGCUGAAGUUUUGGGUCUUUACGGUUUGAUCGUUGCUCUUCUCAUGAACUCGAGAGCUCUGCCCGCCGAGUGCUAA
This is a messenger RNA of Aureobasidium musti, 306 nucleotides long. NCBI's taxonomy places the organism in Eukaryota, Fungi, Ascomycota, Dothideomycetes, Dothideales, Saccotheciaceae. The record is from the annotation of a GenBank genome assembly.